CCAGGCAGACAGACAGCGGCUCAGCGCUCACUCUGAAGCAGACAAAGGCGAGGGGAGAGACGGUGUGCCGCUAAACCUCUAAAGCAUCGGCCCACUCUGGUUCAUUCAUUCCACAUCACUGCCUACAGCCACCACUCAGGCUCCCUAUUUGAUCUUUGCCUACACACCUUCCAGUGACUAUGGAGCUAGACUUUGGACAUUUUGACGAGCGUGACAAAAGCCGUACUCCUAGAGGUGGUCGUAUGAAUGGACUCCCCAGCCCUACCCACAGUGCCCACUGCAGCUUCUAUCGCACACGCACACUGCAGGCGCUGACGAGUGAGAAGAAGGCCAAAAAAGUGCGCUUCUAUCGCAAUGGAGACAGGUACUUCAAAGGCAUCGUGUAUGCAGUGGCCAGUGACCGGUUUCGCACCUUUGACGCUCUCCUGGCUGACCUCACGCGAUCACUGGCUGACCACAUCAACCUGCCACAAGGGGUCCGCUUCAUUUUCACCAUCGAUGGGUCACGCAAAAUUUCUACUUUGGAUGAGCUAGAAGAGGGGGAGAGCUAUGUCUGUGCCUCAGAAAACUUGUACAAGAAGGUGGACUACACAAAGAACGUCAACCCCAACUGGUCUGUGAAUGUGAAGGCCUCAGCCAACCAGAAGAACAUCCAGUCUCUCGCUGCAAAAGCUGCUAGUGAGCCUAGGGAGAGUAAAGAGUUUGUUCGGCCCAAACUGGUCACCAUAAUGAGGAGCGGAGUCAAGCCUCGCAAAGCUGUCCGAGUCCUGCUCAACAAGAAGACUGCACACUCCUUUGAGCAGGUCCUCACUGACAUUACAGAAGCCAUCAAACUGGAGAGUGGAGUGGUCAAGAGGAUCUACACACUGGACGGCAAGCAGGUUACGUGCCUCCAGGAUUUCUUUGGCGAUGAUGAUGUCUUUAUUGCAUGUGGGCCAGAGAAAUUUCGAUAUGCACAAGAUGACUUUUCUCUGGAUGAGAAUGAAUGCAGGGUGAUGAAGACACCCAAAGGUCAGAAAGGAUCAGCAAAGAGCCCUGGGCCAAUUAAACGGUGCAAAUCUCCUGCUGAAUCAACUAACGGGACAGGCUCCAGCAGUCAGCUCUCCACCCCGAUUUCUAAGCAUUCCCCCACCUCCACCCCCACCAGCCCAGGCCACAACAACAAGCAGAAGGAUCUAUAUCUUCCGUUAUCUCUGGAUGAUGAGGACUCCCAGGGUGAAUCUAUGUAAACAUCCAUCUCCUACCCCUGAAGCGAGAAUCUUUGUUUUUACUCACUUCAUAUGUUGUCAUGGAAACUACAUAUUGUCUAUUGAAAAACCUUAUUCAUCGGGGCCAUGUAUGUUUGCUGCUUGUGAAUUUCACUAUCCUUUUUUUUAAUCCUGAUGAAAAAACAUUACACUAAUCACUUGCUAAUGUUCUGGUGUUUUUAAAGUUUUGUGGGUUAGUCAGUUUAGAAGAUGCACUUGUUCACUUAAGACAGGUUUCACAUUGUACAAAUAUUUCAAAUUACGUUUUUUACUUGUCACAUUUGAACUUUUUCCACUUCUGAUUCCAAGCAGCAAAUGGACAUUUUAAAGGGUGUUUGUUAGAACUGGUUCAACUUUGAUAUUUCUCACAGUGUCCUUCUGCCCAACAGUUGGCAAUGAAACGGAGGCUAGUCUAAGUCUUGUAGCCCGCUGUAUAUAAUGUGUAGAACUACUGCAUCACUGCGCAUUGUCUGUCACUGUUUUUCCGUCCAUUUUCCUAUGACAUUAAUGUUUGACUAACAACUACAUAGUCAACAACAGGGUAUAUUUAAAACAGAAGAGGCACCCACUUGUCAUGCAGAUUAAGUUGUCUGGGAUACUGGCAGGAAUCCGGUAUCGAAAGUUAUAAUUGUAUUGAUUGGCAUAUUCUUUAAAUGGAUUUAGGCUGGUGUUUCCUCUGUUUUGAGCCCAUACAAACACAUUAUUCAAUAAAUAGUUGUCUGAACAUGAGAUGUCCAUAAGUGCAGUGCAUGAUAAAAAAGCGUGACUUUUUCAUACUAUGGGCAUGUCGGACCUAAUGGUGUUUGAACAACCAAAGGAAAAAGGCCAUUUCACCACAUGCAGUAGUAGUUUACUAUUCCCUCAUUUUUAUUAAAAGCAUUAAGGUCUUAAAGCCAAAGUAUGUUUUAGACUAAUAUUUAUACAAAAGGGAUCAUGGUUGUGGCUCUGCGGGACAUUUAUGCAUGAUAUUUUACUGUCAAUCAUCGGAAGGUUUUAGAUUCAGAGCUAAACGGGAGUGGGAAUUUUCAUAUUUUGCAUGGCUCAGAAUAGUUUUCAGAUAACAGGGAGAAGAUCUUGUCUAAGUCUAUGUGGGUUUUUAUAUUUUAUAUAAUGUAUUAAUUUAUAUCAAGGGUAUCGUUUAGGAUAAGUUUCUAUACAAUUUUAACUACUACAAACACUUUACCUAAGUCUCUAUUUGAGGUUUUUCUUUUUCUAUUCCACCAAACCUGCAUUAUGUGUCUGAAUGACUGUAAAAGACCUCUCAGGUUCUGAGCAGGGAUUUAAAUUGGACCCACUGAAGCACAAAGUCAGAAUCCACAGCAACUAGACACUUUACUGUCUAUUGGCCAGCACUGCAAUCCGUGACCACAAUUAACAAUUACUAUAAAAAAGAAGCUGCAGAUGUAGUAGCAAUUGAUUUUUAAAUCUAUGCAUUUAGAGAUAAAAAUAUUUUAAAAUGUCACAUGUGAUGACAAGUUUUUUUAUACCCAAGAAAUGACCCAAGAGAUGAGCUUAAACUGAUGUUGACCUGUUUUGUUGUGAGUGUUCUGUUGUGUCUGAAACCUGAGUAUGUGUUUUACUGUUAUCCCAAAAAUUUGGUGCUGUAAGUGUAAUAAACAUAUUUUCCCUACAGGGGGCGCUGUCACACCAGCACAGAUUAAACCAACAGGGACAGACAACUUUGAGAAUAAUAGUACAAAAACACAUUGCUGUAUCAGUCAGAUGUAAUUCACACGGUCUGUAUCUUCUUAAUAUUAUUUCAUUUGUAUUAAUUUUUACAACAACUGUCAGAAAAGUUUUGUCUUGUGUAUCUGGCUCAUCACCUACAGUGGUGCCUUUUUUGAGUACAAUUUUUGAUAAGAUAUGAACGGGACAUAACUCCACAUACAGAGGCCUCCAACAUUUGUUUUGUAGACACUUUGUCCUGGUGUAAAUAGACUUCCAUCUUUCAUAUGUAAACCUUUUCUGAGCAAAUCAACUACUUUUUUUCUUGGAAAUUUUACAAUGUCAUUUUCGGUGGUAUUUUGCAUUGUCACAGUGGCUUAUCAACGCUUCAUUCAAUGUAUUAACCAGUAUCCUUUUGCAAUUAAAAUGGUUGAAUUUUA
Boleophthalmus pectinirostris (great blue-spotted mudskipper) is the source of this 3352-nucleotide messenger RNA. Its product is annotated as neuronal migration protein doublecortin. The record is from RefSeq and is a predicted model, not a curated record. The coding region runs from base 180 to 1229 and encodes 349 amino acids. Lineage: Eukaryota; Metazoa; Chordata; Actinopteri; Gobiiformes; Gobiidae. Gene Ontology annotation, cellular component: axoneme. Gene Ontology annotation, biological process: retina development in camera-type eye; photoreceptor cell development; intracellular signal transduction. The transcript is spliced from 7 exons.